CCGCCAGUCGGAAGCGCCAGCCCAGAGCCGGGGAAGUGGCCGCAGAGGCUGCUCGGCCCCGCUGCCCGCCAGGUCGUGGGCUCCCGCUCCGGGCCCGGGGCCACCGGCUGUGGACUUCAAAAUGAGCGUCCCUGACUACAUGCAGUGUGCUGAGGACCACCAGACGCUGCUCGUGGUGGUCCAGCCUGUGGGCAUCGUCUCCGAGGAGAACUUCUUCAGGAUCUAUAAGAGGAUUUGCUCUGUGAGUCAGAUCAGCGUGCGGGACUCCCAGCGAGUCCUCUACAUCCGCUACAGGCACCACUACCCACCCGAGAACAAUGAGUGGGGCGACUUCCAGACCCACCGCAAAGUCGUGGGCCUCAUCACCAUCACAGACUGCUUCUCGGCCAAGGACUGGCCGCAGACCUUCGAGAAGUUCCACGUGCAGAAGGAGAUCUACGGCUCCACGCUGUAUGACUCCCGGCUCUUUGUCUUCGGGCUGCAGGGGGAGAUCGUGGAGCAGCCGCGCACCGACGUGGCCUUCUACCCCAACUACGAGGACUGCCAGACGGUGGAGAAGAGAAUCGAGGACUUCAUCGAGUCACUGUUCAUCGUGCUGGAGUCCAAGCGUCUGGACAGAGCCACAGACAAGUCCGGGGAUAAGAUCCCCCUUCUCUGUGUCCCGUUUGAAAAAAAGGACUUUGUAGGACUGGACACAGACAGCAGACAUUACAAGAAGCGGUGCCAAGGCCGCAUGCGGAAGCAUGUGGGGGACCUGUGCCUCCAGGCAGGGAUGCUGCAGGACUCGCUGGUGCAUUACCACAUGUCCGUGGAGCUGCUGCGUUCUGUGAAUGACUUUCUGUGGCUUGGAGCUGCCCUGGAAGGAUUGUGUUCAGCUUCUGUCAUCUAUCACUAUCCUGGUGGAACUGGUGGGAAGAGUGGAGCUCGGAGGUUCCAGGGCAGCACACUUCCUGCUGAAGCAGCCAACAGACACCGGCCAGGGGCACAGGAAGUUCUCAUUGAUCCAGGUGCCCUCACCACCAAUGGCAUCAAUCCUGACACCAGUACUGAGAUCGGACGUGCUAAGAACUGCCUCAGCCCUGAAGACAUAAUCGACAAGUAUAAAGAGGCAAUUUCCUAUUACAGCAAGUAUAAGAACGCGGGAGUGAUUGAGUUGGAAGCGUGCAUCAAGGCUGUACGUGUCCUUGCAAUUCAGAAACGGAGCAUGGAAGCAUCAGAAUUUCUUCAGAAUGCAGUUUACAUUAACCUUCGACAGCUUUCUGAGGAAGAGAAAAUUCAGCGCUACAGCAUCCUCUCCGAGCUCUAUGAGCUGAUCGGCUUCCAUCGCAAGUCUGCGUUCUUCAAGCGCGUGGCCGCCAUGCAGUGCGUGGCCCCGAGCAUUGCGGAGCCUGGGUGGAGGGCCUGCUACAAACUCCUCCUGGAAACGCUCCCCGGCUACAGUCUGUCGCUGGAUCCCAAAGAUUUCAGCAGAGGCACGCACAGAGGCUGGGCUGCGGUCCAGAUGCGUUUGCUCCAUGAAUUGGUCUACGCCUCCCGAAGGAUGGGGAACCCUGCCCUCUCUGUCAGACACCUGUCCUUCCUUCUACAGACCAUGCUGGACUUCUUGUCGGAUCAGGAAAAGAAAGAUGUGACCCAAAGCCUAGAGAACUAUACAUCCAAGUGUCCUGGGACCAUGGAGCCCAUCGCCCUCCCUGGCGGCCUCACCCUGCCACCGGUGCCCUUCACCAAGCUUCCCAUCGUCAGGCAUGUGAAACUGUUGAACCUUCCUGCUAGCCUCCGGCCACACAAAAUGAAAAGCUUGCUGGGUCAGAACGUGUCAACCAAAAGUCCCUUCAUCUAUUCACCAAUUAUCGCACACAACCGUGGAGAAGAGCGGAACAAGAAAAUAGAUUUCCAGUGGGUUCAAGGAGAUGUGUGUGAAGUUCAGCUGAUGGUAUAUAACCCAAUGCCGUUUGAACUUCGAGUUGAAAACAUGGGGCUGCUCACCAGCGGAGUGGAGUUCGAGUCUCUCCCUGCGGCGCUUUCUCUUCCGGCUGAAUCUGGUCUGUACCCAGUGACGCUCGUCGGGGUCCCGCGGACGACUGGAACGAUUGCUGUGAACGGUUACCAUACCACAGUCUUCGGUGUGUUCAGUGACUGCUUGCUGGAUAACCUGCCAGGAAUAAAAACCAGUGGCUCCACAGUGGAAGUCAUUCCCGCGUUGCCGAGACUGCAGAUCAGCACCUCUCUGCCCAGAUCUGCACAUUCAUUGCAACCUUCUUCUGGUGAUGAAAUAUCUACUAAUGUAUCUGUCCAGCUUUACAAUGGAGAAAGUCAGCAACUAAUCAUUAAAUUGGAAAAUAUUGGAAUGGAACCAUUGGAGAAACUGGAAGUCACCUCGAAAGUUCUCACCACUAAAGAAAAAUUGUAUGGCGACUUCUUGAGCUGGAAGCUAGAGGAAACCCUUGCCCAGUUCCCUUUGCAGCCUGGGAAGGUGGCCACGUUCACAAUCAACAUCAAAGUGAAGCUGGAUUUCUCCUGCCAGGAGAAUCUCCUGCAGGAUCUCAGUGAUGAUGGAAUCAGUGUGAGUGGCUUUCCCCUGUCCAGUCCUUUUCGGCAGGUCGUUCGGCCCCGAGUGGAGGGCAAACCUGUGAACCCACCCGACAGCAACAAAGCAGGCGACUACAGCCACGUGAAGACCCUGGAAGCUAUCCUGAAUUUCAAAUACUCUGGAGGCCCGGGCCACACUGAAGGAUAUUACAGGAAUCUCUCCCUGGGGCUGCAUGUAGAAGUCGAGCCAUCUGUAUUUUUCACCCGAGUCAGCACUCUCCCAGCAACCAGUACCCGGCAGUGUCACCUCCUCCUGGAUGUCUUCAACUCCACCGAGCACGAGCUGACCGUCAGCACCAGGAGCAGCGAGGCGCUCAUCCUGCACGCCGGCGAGUGCCAGCGAAUGGCUAUUCAAGUGGACAAGUUCAACUUUGAGAGUUUCCCGGAGUCCCCUGGGGAGAAGGGGCAAUUUGCAAACCCCAAGCAGCUGGAGGAAGAGCGGCGGGAAGCCCGAGGCCUGGAGAUCCACAGCAAGCUGGGCAUCUGCUGGAGAAUCCCCUCCCUGAAGCGCAGCGGCGAGGCGAGUGUGGAAGGACUCCUGAACCAGCUCGUCCUGGAGCACCUGCAGCUGGCGCCUCUGCAGUGGGAUGUGCUGGUGGACGGACAGCCAUGUGACCGCGAGGUUGCGGCGGCCUGCCAGGUGGGCGACCCCGUGUGCCUGGAGGUGCGGCUGACCAACCGGAGCCCGCGCAGCGUAGGGCCCUUCGCCCUCACCGUGGUCCCCUUCCAGGACCACCAGAAUGGCGUGCACAACUAUGACCUGCACGACACCAUCUCCUUCGUGGGCUCCAGCACCUUCUACCUCGAUGCGGUGCAGCCAUCUGGCCAGUCGGCCUGCCUGGGGGCCCUCCUCUUCCUCUACACGGGAGACUUCUUCCUCCACAUCCGGUUCCACGAGGACAGCACCAGCAAGGAGCUGCCACCCUCUUGGUUCUGCCUGCCCAGCGUGCACGUGCGUGCCCUGGAGGCGCAGGCCUGAGCCCGCCGCCCACUUCCGUCCCUGUUUCUCCAGGGCCAGAGGUGACCCUGCCUGGCCUCCCACACCCCCUGCAAUGAGCAAGGCCUUCACUGCAGCCCCGUCUCCUCCUUCCCCCCCAACCCCCCCCAGCCGUCUCCUCCCGUUCCUCCUCUAGCAUCUUUGCUGGGCUACGCAGAAGCCCCGGACAUGGCAGCCCCACCCCGUGCCUCGCCCCUUCCCACACUGUUCCUGGACCACACACAGGCUGGAGCAGAGGAAAUCCCAGAGCGGGUGCCCAGCCAGCCCGGGUCCCGGGAUCCCUGCACCCGUUUCUGUGACCUGGGGCCCCAGCCGUGCUGUGCUGCUCACCCCAGCAGAGGGACCUCCCUGGUCCAGCCACUACCCUUUGGCCAUAGAAAUGGUGAGCAUGAGACUGGGCACAGCCUGAGGGCGUGGGCAGCUUCCCUCCCUCCCUGGGCCUUGGAAUCCCCCAAGGCUGGUUUUCUUCCUAGAGACCUCCGUGGGCAACUUGGCAGGAGAGAUGGUGCCGUAGGUGGUUGUGGAUGGUUGACACCAAGAGAGGCCCUCCACCCAUGGUGGGCAAAUAUCCAGGCUGGCAGCCCAGGGCUGUUUCUGGGUGCUCCCUGGCCCCAGGGUGGCAUCUGGUUACCGUGGCUAUGUGUGUCCAUGUCUGCGAGCAGUUCUUCAAUAAAUGGCCUGCCUCCCCGUCCCUGCCUCCCUGCAUCUGCUGGCCCAGUGUGGUCCAGGGCCCCCACCCAGCCCGUCAGCCCCCGCCUCAGGUGGCUGGCUUCCCAGCAGAAGCCGGACCCAGGAACGGAUGGGUUCUGAGUUAGAGAUCCCGCAUAAGCAAACCCUGAGACAGGAAUCUGGGCACCAGCAGCUUGUCUGGGAGGUGGAGGGAGCCCCGCAGGGGAAGGAGAUCACCAGUGAAGGAGUGUGACUGGGCCUGAGGUGCCGCCACAGUGGGCAGCUGGCCCUGCGUUCCUCAGGGAGAACGGGAGAGAGAAAGCACACGGCUCACAUCUCCCUUAAGGGCCAGAGCUGGGGUGUGUCUACACCACCCCCAAGAGUCCUGGCCUGGGGGCAGGCUCCUGGCUGUGUUGACCCUUGGCUCCCCAGUUCCCAGGGAGGAUAAGCAGCCCUUCAUCCCCAGCAGAUACCAGGCUUGCCAGGUGCCCUUUGGGCACUCAAACUCCCAUGGAGUAUUGGGGGACAGAGAGCAGGGCUUCCUCAAGGCCACUUGGCCAAACAGGCAGGGCCAGGAAGUGACUGCCCUGGCCCCUCAUGGGGCAGAGUCGUGUUGGCAUUAGGAGGCCUGCAGGGCUGAGGGAGCUUCCUGAGGGCCUGAAGCCCCAGGCCCAAACCUCCCUCGCUGGGAGCAAGGUCACCCUGUGGCCUCCGGCCUGAGGAACGGUUUUUUGUUCCAUCUGUGGCCUCCUGUUGUCGCCCAGUGAAUGAUGGGAGCACGCUGUGAUGUGUGGGCUGGGGGCAUGUGGGGGCAGGCGUCCAUUGGCCCUCAGUUCCUGGAGCUCAUUCAGCGUCUGCUCGAGGCUCCCCAGGGAAGGCAGCCCCAGAAGGUCUGGCUGCAGUAGUGGGUGGGAAGCUCAGGGUAGUCUCUUCAGCCCUUCCCUUCAGGACGCAUCAGCGUAGUUGAGGGCCUGGCCACUUGGGCUGUUUCUAAAUGGAACAAACAGCAUCCAUGUGUGUCAACCUCAACAGAGCCCAAAAAUAUGCCAUUGAAUGAAACAACACGUUGCAGGAUGAUGGGCGCAGCCCAACCUCACUUAUGUAGACAAUGUCCCCCCAAUUUAUAAAUUUUCUAUGCCUCAGAAUGUGUCUGUAACAACAUGUUUAAAAGGUGGAAAGGAUACACAUCCCCUGAAGAAGAAUGACCUCAACUGGAGUUGCAUUUGACAUCUCAUCUGAUGUCAGAAUGAGGGUGCUGGUCACUGGGGACUUGAGUAAGGUACUUUCAAAAGCACAAUAGAUCAAGAUACAGGUACACACAUAGCUACAGAUAAAGAUCCAGCCAUAGAUCCAGAUUAGAUAUGGAUGCAUAUAGAAGCCUAGAAAAGCCAAUAUGGAAAACUCUGGCAGUGUUUGAGUGGCAAGCAUAUUGGUGACUGUAAUUAGUUUUUGCAGUUUUCUAUGUUUUUUAGUUUCCCAAAAUACAAAAAAUACCCACAACAGUUACCAGAGAAAAUGCUGGAUGCCACAAGAAGGAAGAACCUCAAGGGGCAGGAGGCAAAGUUGUCUUCUUGGAGAAGGGGGUAUUAGAAAUAACCCAGGCCUCCUGGAAAAUGACCCAAAUAGAGCCUGGCUCUGCUAGCCCCAGGCCCUUCCCCACCCCCAGGGCACCCUUUCUGUCCCAGUAGAGAAGGUGACCUGGAGUCAGGCCUUGUGUAUGCUCCAAGCGUUUGGAGCUUUACCGUGGGACGUGGGGAGCCACGGGUGUUGUUUGCUGGCGUUUCUGUGGCUGGGUCGUUCUGGCUGUGGAGCUGUGUUCAUGGGCAGUGGCUGAGAUGGAGGACCUGGGGCAGGUGUCUCAGUGACAGCGCAGUAUCCUCCAGCCUCUUCCAGGACCCCACACUGCUGGCUACCUGGCAAUACAGUCCAGUGGUUGCUGCUUCUCUAGGCCCCUGGUGCAUUCAGAAACCUCCUGAAGGCCAGUGGAGGGUAAUCCAGGAAUAGACCAUGUCCAUUUCACUUCACUAGCUGAGCAGGUUGGUUCUGCCCUUCUGAUCCUUGGUCCCUCAGGGCAGGACAGGCCUGCAGUGACCCCAUAAUCAUGCAGCCGUCAUGCUCCGUCAUCUGAAAUUCACAAGGAAGGCAAGGAUUCAAAGGAAGAUGUCUGAGAAGCUGAACUCCAGCUCAGCCACUUGUCAACUCCUUGACCUUGGACAAGUUACUUAAAUUAAGCCUUGACUUUUUUCAUCUGAAUAAAUAGAGAUAAAAAUACUUA
Molecule: messenger RNA, 6530 nt
Organism: Nomascus leucogenys (northern white-cheeked gibbon)
Lineage: Eukaryota; Metazoa; Chordata; Mammalia; Primates; Hylobatidae
Gene: TRAPPC9
Product: trafficking protein particle complex subunit 9
Cellular component (GO): trans-Golgi network
Source: RefSeq, a predicted model, not a curated record